AUGAUAAAAACUUCAAGCCAUAUACCAAAAUGCUUUUUACGUUGCUUUGCAACUACUACUAGCGUUCGCACCGGUACGAGGCCUAUGGAACUGGAGAAGUACAAGCAGUAUUAUAGACAAUUACAAGGCGCAAUUACGCAACCUGAGAUAGCAGAUCUCUCAAAAUCUCCUACUCUUACCACAUUACAUCGUCGUUUAUCUCUUCCAGAUAACUUUAAGCUUUCUACACUUACAAGAUGUUUAACAUGUAGGUCAUCAUCAUUACCUGAUACUGCGGGCGAAAAACUACUGUAUAACACCAAUACAGUUCAAGCAAGUAAAUUACACGACAAUUAUGGUCUAAAUAUAUUUGGGAAGAAUAUUCUUACCUACUACGUGACAAAAAAGUUGCUAGAGAAAUACCCUCGUCUUCCAACACCUAUAUUGAAUGCAGCUGUUGAUGCCUACAUUGCUGACCCAGUACUUUACAACGUUGGAAAAACGUGGGGUAUCGAGAUAGAGGAAAGCACAAUCAUGGAUAGAAAUUUGAAGCAGGAGCCAAUCAAUGUGACUUUGGGUAAAUUGCGUUUUUAUAACAAUGUUUUAAAGCACUCAGAUGGUAUUAAAGUCCUCUUGGAUCAGAAGAUGUCAGUAAGCAGUGCAAUGGCACUGGCUGUGCGAAGCAUUAUUGCUGGGUUAUGGGCCAGUACUAAAGAUGAAGAUAAGGUGUUUAAGUUUAUUGACGAUCACAUUAUGUCUAGACAUCUGGAUGUCUCAAAAUUAUUCCAAUUUGAGCAGCCCACAAGAGAGUUGUCUACUUUAUGCCGCCGUGAAGGCUUACAAAGACCCCACUCGAAGCUAAUAGCAGAGUCAGGAAGAGCUUCUAAGGCUCCGGUGUAUAUUAUAGGGGUUUUCUCUGGGGAGGAAAAACUUGGCGAAGGUUUUGGUUCUUCUUUAAAAGAGGCUAAAGCUAGAGCUGCUACGGAUGCAUUGAUGAAGUGGUACUGUUACGAGCGUCCUGCUGAUGUAAAUGAACCUGUCGUGGAUCCUGGUCAAGUACUCGUGUAA
This is a messenger RNA of Eremothecium sinecaudum, 1047 nucleotides long. It is a transcript of the gene MRPL3, whose product is annotated as mitochondrial 54S ribosomal protein mL44. The transcript has a single exon. The coding region runs from base 1 to 1047 and encodes 348 amino acids. The record is from RefSeq and is a predicted model, not a curated record. Gene Ontology annotation, molecular function: ribonuclease III activity; double-stranded RNA binding. Gene Ontology annotation, biological process: regulation of gene expression; rRNA processing; primary miRNA processing. Gene Ontology annotation, cellular component: nucleus. NCBI's taxonomy places the organism in Eukaryota, Fungi, Ascomycota, Saccharomycetes, Saccharomycetales, Saccharomycetaceae.